ACAGACCCCCAGCUGAUGCGGCUGGACAACAUGUUGCUGGCGGAGGGAGUGGCAGGGCCGGAGAAGGGAGGUGGCUCAGCAGUGGCAGCGGCGGCAGUGGCGGCUUCUGGAGGGGCAGGUUCAGACAACUCAGUGGAGCAUUCCGAUUACAGAGCCAAACUCUCACAGAUCAGACAAAUCUACCACACAGAGCUGGAGAAAUAUGAGCAGGCAUGCAACGAGUUCACCACCCACGUGAUGAACCUCCUGCGAGAGCAAAGCCGGACCAGGCCCAUCUCCCCGAAGGAAAUCGAGUGAAUGGUCAGCAUCAUCCACCGCAAGUUCAGCUCCAUCCAGAUGCAGCUCAAGCAGAGCACAUGUGAAGCCGUCAUGAUCCUGUGCUCCCGGUUUCUGGACGCACAGUGGAAGAGACGGAAUUUCAACAAGCAAGCUACAGAAAUCCUGAACGAAUAUUUCUAUUCCCAUCUCAGCAACCCUUAUCCCAGUGAGGAAGCCAAAGAGGAGUUAGCCAAGAAGUGUGGCAUCACAGUCUCCCAGGUAUCAAACUGGUUUGGAAAUAAGCGAAUCCGGUACAAGAAGAACAUAGGUAAAUUUCAAGAGGAAGCCAAUAUUUAUGCUGCCAAAACGGCUGUCACUGCUACCAAUGUGUCAGCCCAUGGAAGCCAAGCUAACUCACCCUCAACUCCCAACUCAGCUGGUUCUUCCAGUUCUUUUAACAUGUCAAACUCUGGAGAUUUGUUCAUGAGCGUGCAGUCACUCAAUGGGGAUUCUCACCAAGGGGCCCAGGUUGGAGCCAACGUGCAAUCACAGAUAGGGACCCAGCCAAUGUACUGCCAGGUGGAUACCCUUCGCCAUGUUAUCAGCCAGACAGGAGGAUACAGUGACGGACUCGCAGCCAGUCAGAUGUACAGUCCACAGGGCAUCAGUGCUAAUGGAGGUUGGCAGGAUGCUACUACCCCUUCAUCAGUGACCUCCCCUACAGAAGGCCCUGGCAGUGUUCGCUCUGAUACCUCCAACUGAUCUCCCCGCAAUUGCAUCCUGGCUGACCCUGUGCCCCAGUCGGGGCAGGGGCAGGAGGGGGGGUUUCUCUCCCAACACUGAAGCAGUCAGACUGGAGGUCGAAGCAAUCAGCAAACACAAUAAGAGUCUCCUUCUCUUCUCUUCUUUGGGAUGCUAUUUCAGCCAAUCUGGACACUUCUUUACACUCUCUUCCCUUUUUUUUAAUUUUCUGGGUAGAAGCCACCCUUCCCUGCCUCCAGCUGUCAACCUGGUUUCUGUCAUCUUCUCUGUCCCCUUCCCCCUGUCCUAGACUCCCUGGGCCCCUGCCCUCUAUUACAUCACUGAAGGAUAUUUUCAACCAUUAGAGAAAUUGAAAGAGGAAAAAAAAUGGCAA
Molecule: messenger RNA, 1393 nt
Organism: Choloepus didactylus (southern two-toed sloth)
Lineage: Eukaryota; Metazoa; Chordata; Mammalia; Pilosa; Megalonychidae
Product: pre-B-cell leukemia transcription factor 1-like
Exons: 7
Biological process (GO): neuron development; regulation of transcription by RNA polymerase II; eye development
Cellular component (GO): nucleus
Molecular function (GO): RNA polymerase II cis-regulatory region sequence-specific DNA binding; DNA-binding transcription factor activity, RNA polymerase II-specific
Source: RefSeq, a predicted model, not a curated record